Messenger RNA from Closterium sp. NIES-65, 1215 nucleotides. NCBI's taxonomy places the organism in Eukaryota, Viridiplantae, Streptophyta, Zygnematophyceae, Desmidiales, Closteriaceae. The record is from the annotation of a GenBank genome assembly.
AUGUGUAAGUUCAGUGACUUCACGUUUGAGGGCGGAACCAAUCGCUGCGCAAUUCACCUUGCGAAAUGGAAAGGGCAGGAGAAACGCGCUGUCCGGCUUUGCAAGAAGGUGUCCACGGCAGUCAGUGAAGAAGUGCGCGGCAUGUACGAGGAGAAGGUGGAGAAGCAGGGCGUCAAACGAGGGGCGGCCGCUGCAGCAAUUGACUCCACGCUGGGCGGGCGCAACGCGGAUGACCCGGUCUUCCGCUACGCGGUCCAGUGCUUUGCGCGCGCUGGACCGGGGUACGUCUCCCCCAACAGGCGCUACAUUGGAGGGGCGGGCUUGAAGAAGGUGCGGCAGAAAAUGGAGGAGGCGCUCGCCCCCGUUGCCGCCAGCUGGAAGCGGGACGGGGUCACCGUGUCGUCGGACAUGAUGACUGACCGUUGUGGCCGCCCGCAGGCCAACGUGCUCCUUGUCAACGACUCAGGCGCAGUGUUCGAGCGGGCGGUGGACUGCAACAUGGAGUCAAAGACCGGGGGGUACAUCGCCAGCCUUCUCCGCCCCGUCAUUGAUAAGGUGGGGCCGGAGAAUGUGGUGGCGGUCUGCACUGAUGGCGGCAGCAACUAUGCCUCGGUAGCCAAGAAGAUUGCGAGCACAUGGCCGCACAUUGAGCAUGUGCCAUGUGCCACGCAUGUCCUGGACCUGAUGAUGGAAGACGUGGGCAAGAUGGGAUGGGCGAAGGGGCUCGUGGAGAAGGGGGGAAUAAUGAUUACCUUUGUGCGCAACCACCACUUCACCCGUGCUAACAUGAAGAAGGGUGGGGGGAAACAGGUGCUCAAGCCCGCGGGGACCAGCGACGAGUGGAAUGAGUGGGCAGUGGCGGACAAGGACAGGAAGACUGCAGCCGAGAAGUUCAGGGCUGCCGUGAUGGAUGAGGAGUGGUGGGGGCUGGCGGUGUUUUUUACCUCUCUCAUGGCGGUGCCGUACAAGGCCAUGCGGGCCACGGACUCCUCGGCGAAGGGGAUGAUGGCCCAUCUCGCCGCCAAGUGUGCGGACCUCGUCUACAUUGUGCACAACUGGAACGUUGUGCGCAAUUGGUACAAGAAGGAUGGGGGCAGCACGGUUGUCCCCAGUAACAUCCCGGAUGCCCCUAUCCCUUGCGGCUACAACAUGGACGAGGAGGAGGAGGAUGACCUGUUGGGGGGGGGAAGGAGAGGAUGCAGUUCUGGCGGAUGA